Molecule: messenger RNA, 1485 nt
Organism: Microdochium trichocladiopsis
Lineage: Eukaryota; Fungi; Ascomycota; Sordariomycetes; Xylariales; Microdochiaceae
Product: cytochrome P450
Exons: 5
Coding region: 1-1485 (494 amino acids)
Molecular function (GO): monooxygenase activity; iron ion binding; oxidoreductase activity, acting on paired donors, with incorporation or reduction of molecular oxygen
Source: RefSeq, a predicted model, not a curated record
AUGAGGACUACGCAGACGAUUGUGUACCAGUUUGGGCGAGCCAUAUAUCGCCUUUACUUUCAUCCGUUAUCAAAGUAUCCUGGCCCACGGUUGGCAGCAAUUAGUGAGAUCUUCUAUGCUCGCAUGGUGAUGGACGGGCGAUGGCCUUGGAUCAUGAAUGAGCUGCAUGUCAAGUAUGGCCCAAUUGUCCGCAUUGCCCCAAACGAGAUCUCGUUCAGCUCGGUACAAUCGGCCAAGGACAUCUACGGCCCGUCGUCCAAGACGCGCAAGCUUUUCAAGAAGAACAUUGCCUUCUACGACACAGGGGAUAUUCCGCCGGCCACGGGCUUGAUAAUCGACACAGAAGCCCAUGCCGACCGGCGGGCGAUCCUCCAGCCCGGGUUUCGCAUCCAUUCUCUGCGCAACCAGGAGUUUCUGAUCCAUGAGCACACUGACACCAUGCUGAACAAUUUCGACAAGUGGAUGGCGCAGUCGUCCGAUGGCAGCAUCAACAUGGAGCAGGUGUAUACCUGGCUGACCUUUGACAUCGUUGCACACUUGGUGUUUGGCGAAUCUUUUGGCGCGACCAAACACGGCCAGGCGCACUUCUGGGUCUCAAUCCUCCUCGGUGGUCUCCACGCCGGGAUUAUCAUGGCACUAAGACACCGGCUUCCCAUUAUCGAUCUGCUGAUCAAGGUCCUCCCAUGGGUAUCGUCCGACGUGCGCGCGAUGAUCCGCAACAUGGAGGCGCAUCAGGCGCUGACUCUCGAAAAGGUGCGGAAGCGGGUCAGCAUGGGCAGUGUCGGGUUCAAUGACAUUAUGCAGAGUGCGCUGGACGACGGGACCAUGACGGAGGCGCAGCUCGCUUCAGAGAUGACGACGAUGCUCGUAGCCGGCGCUGAGACCUCGGCGACGGCCCUGACUGCUGCAACCUGGUUCCUCGCGACCAAUAAGCCUGCUCUCCAAGCACUUCAACACGAGAUUCGCUCGAAGUUCACCUCCUACGACGCCAUCACAGGUGACGCUACCGCCGCGCUGCCCUACCUCAACAGCGUCAUCGAGGAAACCCUUCGUCUAUUUCCGCCCGUGCCCAUCGGCCCCCCUCGCGUGUCUCCUGGCGAGUUUGUCGAUGGCACGUACGUUCCGUCGGGCGUGGGCGUGUCCACGCAUUGCUGGUACGUCCACCAGCAUCCUGAUCACAUGGCGCGGCCGCAAGCAUUUCAGCCCGAGCGUUGGAUUGACGAUGAGAAGUCCAAGACGGGGCAGUCCAAGCAGAAACCAUUUACCAUGCCGUUCAACAUCGGGCCCAGGGCGUGCUUGGGCAUCAACCUGGCGUACCGGGAGUUGCGAGUCGCCCUUGCCAAGUUGGUGUACCGGUACGACUUUGAUCUUGCCGAGGAGCAGAUGUUCGGGGACGGUAAGGAUUGGACCUUGGGGUGUCGGAUGACCUCGUUGUGGAAGAAGCCACCUCUGAGGGUCAAGUUCACGACUGCGUCGACUGCCUGA